This is a messenger RNA of Lathyrus oleraceus (garden pea), 633 nucleotides long. Its product is annotated as vegetative cell wall protein gp1-like. The transcript has a single exon. Lineage: Eukaryota; Viridiplantae; Streptophyta; Magnoliopsida; Fabales; Fabaceae. The record is from RefSeq and is a predicted model, not a curated record. Bases 1 to 633 code for a protein of 210 amino acids.
AUGAAGAGGAUGCAAGAGCCCUAUGAGAAGUCCAAGAAGGCGAAGAAGGAAAAGUUGGGAGAAACUUCUGGGUCAAGACCUCCAGUCCCUCUGGCUGACUCUCCAAGCAAGUCUAUACCUCCUUCCCGCUCUGUAAAACUUAAGCCUAUUUCUUCGUCUCUUCCCCAAACAACUCCCAUCUACACCUCAUCCGAAACACCCCCGUCAACCACCAGAACCUUUAACCCACCAUCUCUCAAAUUUAACCUUGCAACCACUACAUUACCCGUUUUUGAAGCAGAAAUGCUGAAUGAAACUACCUCACCAUCUUCAUCCUCACCUUUAUCCCCACCAUACUAUAUUCUUUCAUCUGACAAUGAACCUUCUGACCCCCAAUCCCCCACUCUAGCUCAUCUUCAAGCUCGUGCUUUGGCCUCUCAACAACCAUCACAAACUGAACCUGAACCUGAACCUGAAGUCACUUCCCCACCCCUUGCACAACAAAAUCCACCUCCAUCUGAUCAACCUCAAACACCACCACCUGCACAACCUAAUCCACCUCCUGAACAACCAACACCCUCACCAUUUGAACCUCAACCAAAUCCUCAACCCGGAAAAACAACACCAUCUCCCUCUGAUAUUCCCACACCAUAA